Miscanthus lutarioriparius is the source of this 1020-nucleotide messenger RNA. The record is from the annotation of a GenBank genome assembly. Lineage: Eukaryota; Viridiplantae; Streptophyta; Magnoliopsida; Poales; Poaceae.
AUGGAUCCCAACCUGAAGCUGGUCCUCGACGAGCUCAAUCGCCGGUUCGACGAACAGGAUGAGAAGUGGGAGCGCCGCUUCUCCGAUCUGGACCGCGACCGCACUGCUCGCGAUUCGGCGGUCGACGGCCGCCUCACCACCCUGGAGGCCGCCUGCUCCGACCUGGACACGAUUCGGCUCGCCCACACCAACGACGACCGCGACAGCAGAGUCACGGCGCUGGAGGUGGCGGCCACGUACCUCGGGACUUGGCGGCCGGCGGUGGAGGCGCUCGUGGACGACCUCAGGCUCGAGCUUACCACUGUGUCUGACUAUGUCACACGCUUUACUGAACUCGUGGAUCAGCUAUCGGCUUACUCCAAUUCUACCAACCCCGUCUAUUAUACCAUGCGUUUUAUCGAUGGGUUGUUUCUAGAAAUUAAGGCAGUUGUGUUGGUUCAGCGUCCACAAAACCUCGAUGCUGCUUGUGUUUUGGCAUUGUUGAAGGAGGAGGCGGGGGCUGCAGCUCCGACCAAGCAGCCUCGUUCCGGUGAUUGGUAUGCUUCGUCCAAAUUCCAGCAUACUCCUAGGACGCCAUUGCCACUUCCGCCGCCACCCCGUACUGACAAGGGACCAACCCCAGCUCCUGGUCCUGUGGUAGCAGCUCCUGCAGUUAAGCAUUCUUCAAGUGCUGAUCCCAAGCUUCAGGCGGUCAAGGCUUAUCGGAAGGCUUUGGGUCUAUGUUACAAGUGUGGUGCCAAGUGGAGUAAAGACCACACAUGUCCUCCUAAAGUGUUGCUUGCAGUGGAAGCUCUUUGGGACUCGUUUGAUAACUCUAAAGAUGGUUGUUCUGAACAUCAGGAGAAGCCGGUCACCGAGCAGUUGUUUGUUGCCAUCUCCAAAGCUGCUGCUCUUGGUGCUUGUGCUGCUCGUACUAUCUGGUUUUUAGGGACAGUCGCUGGCCAUCCAGUGCUAAUUCUGAUUGAUUCCAGUAGCUCAUCAUCAUUUCUCAGUGAAUCAUUGGCCGCCAAAUUAUCGUGA